AUGACAAUAAUGUGGUUCGACAACCUGCCUCCAAGAUCGACAGCAAGCUUUAACGACCUUGCCAAAAAGUUCCUCGCCAGGUUCUCAAUUCAGAAAGAUAAGGCCAAACAUGCUCCAAGCCUGCUAGGAAUUAAACAAGGAGAUCGAGAAAGCCUUCACAGUUACAUAGAAAGAUUCAAUAAAGCAUGCCUUGACAUACAAAAUCUUCCAAUAGAAGCGGCUAUCAUGGUACUCAUCAAUGGCCUAAGAGAAGGACCCUUUAGCCACUCCAUAUCCAAGAAGCACCUAACAACUCUAAACGAGGUUCAAGAAUGGGCAGAAAAGUACAUCAAUAUGGAGAAAAAUUCCCGAUUAGGAGAAACCUCAAAGACCGGACUCUCCUACCCACCUCGGGACAAGGAAAAAGAGUCCAGAAAAAAAGAGGACCAACCUACUAAGAAACCUAGGAAAUACCACAACUAUACCCCUCUUCGGGUGUCCCUCAUGGAUGUCUAUCGAGAAGUGUGCAAUACUGAAAAGAUCCCACCCCUCACCUGA
This is a messenger RNA of Arachis duranensis, 537 nucleotides long. RefSeq lists its product as uncharacterized. Lineage: Eukaryota; Viridiplantae; Streptophyta; Magnoliopsida; Fabales; Fabaceae. The record is from RefSeq and is a predicted model, not a curated record. The coding region runs from base 1 to 537 and encodes 178 amino acids. The transcript has a single exon.